AUGGCUUCGUCCGAGGUCGACCAGAAAUUCCUCGGCAGACUUGCCAAGGCUGUCGAGCAUGAUAACCCUCUGUUGGCAUCAAUGCUGUUCAAAAUACUCGGCCUGUCUGUCAACCUCUCCCAACAACUUGUGCUCGCCCGGAAACAACGCCGACGAGAUCAAUCAAUAUCGCCACAGACGCUCGAGCUGUACUUCCACAUUAUAUGGCUAUCGCGUGAGGGGCUCGUCAUGCUCGAACAGUAUGUCCUUCCAGUUGUGGGACAGUACGUCGAGCUCAAGGUUCUGGCCUACAAGCUGCGUGCUUCUUUUUACCAUAUAUUCGUCCUGUUCUACAACCAGCCGCCCGUCUCCGUAAUGGGCCUGUCCACUCCCGAGAUCGCCGGCUCGUCGUCGAAUGAGCCAACGCCACCCCGAGCCGACAAGGGCAAGGAAAUUGCUAGAGACGACGACGGGACAAGCGAGCGCUCACCUAUGCAAUCCGCCCACCUUCACGAAGGCGGUCCCGUCGGCCCGCCACCUGGAUUUGGCCCUCAACCUCCUGCCGCAUUUCUACUUCCUCCAAAGGACUACUUGCCGGUGGCCGACGAGUAUUUCCGAUAUGCGGUUGCUCUAGCCGAAAAGCUGCUCUGGGGCUCGCACACAUUGCGUCUUUCUGUAAAGACGGAGUAUUCUGCAUUCUUGUAUGAAUGCAAGCACGAUUUCGAAGGCAGCCGCAAGUUGGCCAAAGACACAAUAUCAGAUGUGUACGAGGCCACAGAGGGCAUCGACAACGACAUGUUCAGCGAUGCAUGCGAGCUCGUCACAGUGCUGGGCAAGAUGAUGAAGCGAGGCCUCAACACUGGCAGCUCGUCUAGAACAAAAACCAGCGGCCUCCCGGGCCAGACUUCUGAAAUUGCGCCACCACAGCCCCCAAGCACACAGUUGAUGUCCACGCCUCCACGAACAACCGUGCCGCCACCUAUGCCGCCCAGCACGGCUGCCUCUGCACAAGUGAUGCGUACAGAUAACAUGCCCGAAUUCAUAUAA
This is a messenger RNA of Grosmannia clavigera kw1407, 1026 nucleotides long. RefSeq lists its product as uncharacterized. The coding region runs from base 1 to 1026 and encodes 341 amino acids. The transcript has a single exon. The record is from RefSeq and is a predicted model, not a curated record. Lineage: Eukaryota; Fungi; Ascomycota; Sordariomycetes; Ophiostomatales; Ophiostomataceae.